CCGGAAGUGGGCGUGGCCAGCGCAGCGGCGGGCGGAAAGCGGAAGUGCGGCCGUGAGGGGACCCGGGGGGGGCGGCGGCGCGACCCCCCCCCCCCCCGCCGGUACCGGCGUGGGAUGGCCGUGACCUGACCCCGGUGCGAUGGAGCAGCCCCGGUACCGGGCCGUGCCCGGGGGCGGCUCCAGCGGUGCCGCCUGGAACGGGACCUGCGGCCACCCCCGCGGUGCCACCAGCGCCACCAGCGCCACCAGCGCCACCACCCCCGGCGCGGCGGGCGGCGGCGGCGACCAGAGCGGCGAGCGCGACCCUCGUGUCCCCAACCCUGGGGAUGUCCCCAACCCCCGUGUCCCCAUCCCCGGUGUCCCCAACCCUGGGGAUGUCCCCAACCCCCGUGUCCCCAACCCCGGUGUCCCCAACCCUGGGGAUGUCCCCAACCCCCGUGUCCCCAACCCCGGUGUCCCCAACCCUGGGGAUGUCCCCAGCCCCGGUGGUGUCUCCAUCCCUGGGGGAGUCCCCAUCACCGGGACUGUCACCAACUCCGGGAGUGUCCCCAGUCCUUGGAGUGUCCCCAACCCCAGGAAUGUCCCCAGCCCUGAGGGUGUCGCCAGCCCCGGGGGUAUCCCAAAUACCGGGAGUGUCCCCAACCCCGGCGAUGGCCCCACCCCUGAGGGUGUCCCCAGCCCCGACACUGUCCCCACCCCCGGGGGUCGCUGCCGCUGCCGGGGUCCCCCCGCCGCUCCCCCGAGCCCCACCCGCGACAUCCCGUGCGGCCUCGGCUGCCGCCACCGCGCACCCCCGGAGGGCACCGGCGACACGCGGAGAGCGCGGCGGCGACCGCGACAGCGCCACGAGGAGCCCGACACGGAGCUCGGGGACAGCGGGAGGGGACAGCGAGCGUCCCUGCGGGUGGCCCGCGCGGGGGUCGCGCUGUGCCUGCGGCUGCUCGGCGCUCUGCUGGCGCUGCUCCUCCUCUUCCUCCUCCUCAUCCUCGGGGGGCUCCGCUCCUCCCUCCGCGGGGGCUCCGCGGGGCUCCGCCGCUGCCGGGAGCUGCUGGGCGAGUGGCUCCGGCCGCGGGCGAGCUGCUCCGGUGGUGGCGGCGAGCAGGAGGUGACACGUUUGGUGGCCAUGGCUCAAGUGGCCGAGGAGGAGCUGGACCCGUUCCGGGUGCUCGGCGUGGAACCCACGGCCAGCGACGCCGAGCUGCGGCGGGCGUACCGGAGGCUGGCGGUGCUGGUGCACCCCGACAAGAGCCGCGACCCCCGGGCGGAGGCGGCGUUCAAGGUGCUGCGGGCGGGCUGGGAGCGGGUGAGCAGCCCCGAGAGGCGCCGCGAGUACGAGACGAAGCAGCUGGCGCAGGGGGAGCUGGCGCGGGCGCUGGGCGCGUUCCUGGGCCGGCUGCAGGAGGAGCUCAGGGACGCCAUGGACGCCAUGGGCUGCACGCGCUGCGGGGGGCGCCACAGGCGGUUCCCGCUGGACAGGGACCCCCGCUCUGCCCGGUACUGUGCCGAGUGCGGGGCGUGGCACGCGGCCGACGAGGGCGACCUGUGGGCAGAGUCCAGCCUGCUCGGCCUCAAGGUCACCUACCUGGCCCGCAUGGACGGGCACGUCUACGAUGUCACUGAGUGGGCUGGCUGCCAGCGUGUGGCCAUCUCCCCCGACAGCCACCGUGUCCCCUACCACCUGUCCUUCGGCGCCAGGACAGCCACGCCGGCCGGACGGCAGCGCGCCCCCCCCAAGGGCAGCCCCCCCUCCCCCAGCGAGAUCCAGGAUUUCCUGGCUCGCGUUUUCCAGGGAAACCCGAGCUCGGGGGAAGCCGGGGGGGCUUUCCCCAGCCCCCCCGGGGCUGCGGGACCCCCCCAGGGACCCCCCCAGGCCCAGGGGGGCGCCCCCAGGGGGGACACCAAGCACAAGAGGAGGAAGAAGGGGCGACGGCCGCUGCCGCGCUGAGGAGACACCCCCACCCCAAAAAAAAAAAAAAAAAAAGGGCUUGGAAUAAAAAUCUAUUUUUCUUUUGUUUUUUGGGUUUUUUAAAGAAAUCGAGUGGUGGUUUUUGUGUUUAUAAAUAAAGAGGGAUUGGUUUAAUAAA
Molecule: messenger RNA, 2084 nt
Organism: Oenanthe melanoleuca
Lineage: Eukaryota; Metazoa; Chordata; Aves; Passeriformes; Muscicapidae
Gene: DNAJC14
Product: DnaJ heat shock protein family (Hsp40) member C14
Exons: 8
Coding region: 140-1945 (601 amino acids)
Molecular function (GO): dopamine receptor binding
Source: RefSeq, a predicted model, not a curated record